Messenger RNA from Ricinus communis (castor bean), 4193 nucleotides. Its product is annotated as kinesin-like protein KIN-14Q. The transcript has 17 exons. Lineage: Eukaryota; Viridiplantae; Streptophyta; Magnoliopsida; Malpighiales; Euphorbiaceae. Gene Ontology annotation, molecular function: microtubule motor activity; ATP binding; microtubule binding. Bases 307 to 3804 code for a protein of 1165 amino acids. Gene Ontology annotation, biological process: microtubule-based movement. The record is from RefSeq and is a predicted model, not a curated record.
ACGGGUUGUUGCCGGUAAACACAUUUCAAAAUUCAAAACGCAUGGCCAAACGGUCACUUUUUUUUUUUUUUUUUUUUUUCAUUUUUGCUUUAGAUCAAAAUCAAUACCAACAACUUUCCUGUUCUCUCUUUGAUUAUUCUCUAAUUCCUAUCUUUUUUUUUUCUUCUCUUAACAUUACACUUCAAGAUCCAAUCUUUUUUAACUUAUUUCAAGACCCAAACAAAUAAUGUGUUUUUGACCCUACCCAUUUAACUUCUUCAAUUUCUAUCCAACUUCACUGUUUCGUUGCUCUUAAUAGAUUUGACAAUGGCAGAUCCAGAUCCUUAUUCUUCUUCUUCUACUUCUGAUAUUCCACAUAACGAUGUGUCUUGGAACUCAAAUCAAAUCUUGGAAUCAGUUGAUACCCAAAUGCUAAUUGACCCAGUUGCCAAUAAUGGGAUUGAUGCAGGACGUUCGGUGCUGGGUUUUUCUUUAACAUCACCUGAUCUUGUUAUUUGUGCUGGUUCGUGUGGAGAUUCACCUGAAUUCUUUAAUAGAACGACAAAGAACUACUCUUUUGAGCUCUCGUUGGAGAAUGGUAUCAACGGUACUAAUACCAGAGAUACCCAGAAGAUUCAGUCUGUAAAGUUUUCUCCAAUUUGUCAAACAUUCAACAAACAAUUGUCUCCUGAAUCUUCCUUAGAAGAGCUUGUUGCAGAACCUUCAAGAAUGAGAAAUGAUGAUAAUUUGCCAAAAGAUCCUUUAAUUGGUGUAAGCAUUAAUGUAGGAUCUACCAAUGAAGGUGUGGUCUUGAAUGGUGUGCAGUUUUUGGAGGACACUUGUUACACCGGCGGUGAUACUGUGAAGACUAAUGCUACAAUUGGAGAUUUAGAUAGAGAAGAAGAUGGUCUUUCUUUGUACCAAACGGCUCGUUUUGGUAACUUCUCGUAUUGCAUUCCUGCAAUGGAACCAGGGAAUUAUGUUGUUACCUUGCAUCUUGCUGAAAUUGUAUUCACUGAUGGGCCUCAUGGAAGGAGAGUGUUUGAUGUUUUUAUACAAGAGAAGAAGGUUGUUUCUUCCCUAGAUAUAUAUGCUCAAGUAGGUGCAAAUAAGCCUCUAGUUAUAUCUCAACUUAAGACUUGUGUCGAUGGAGAGGAGGGCUUAACCAUUAGGUUUCAAGGAGUUAUUGGAAGUCCCAUUGUAUGUGGCAUUUCUAUAACCGAAGAUUCUUCUGCUCAUGCUGGUGAAGCUCAAUUUUCAAAACAAAUGGGAAUGUCCCAAGUGGCAGAAUGCAACUUACUGAAACAAUAUAAUAGUGAGCAAGAGCCGGAUGGAGAUCAUCAGAAGCUAGAAAGACACGUUGAGUUUCAGGAAAAGGAACUGACGGAAAUGAGGAGGGCAUUGGAGGAGCUUAAGAGGGAAAACCAACUUAAGAAUAGGGAAUGCCAAGACGCUUGGAACUCUUUACAUGAACUCCAGAAUGAGCUUAUGCGCAAGUCUAUGCAUGUUGGGUCAUUGGCAUUUGCCAUUGAAGGACAAGUUAAAGAGAAGAGCAAGUGGUUCUCAUCUUUGAGGGACAUGACUAGAAAAUUGAAGAUUAUGAGGAUAGAGCACUUAAAGAUAUCAGAGGAGGCACUGGCAUAUAAGAAAUGCCUCAGAGAUAUGGAGGAAAUGAGGUCCACUAUUCAGUCUACAAUGAAGCAGCAAGUAGAUUUGCACGAGGACCUCAAGAUUAAAUUUAUUGAAGGGGAGAAGGAAAGAAAGGAACUCUACAACAGGGUUUUAGAGUUGAAAGGAAACAUAAAGGUGUUUUGCAGAUGUAGGCCCUUAAAUGCUGAGGAAGUAGCAUCAGGGGAUUCUAUGGCUAUUGAUUUUGAAUCUGCUAAAGACGGUGAGCUCACAGUAAUAUCAAAUGGACUUCCCAGAAAAACCUUCAAGUUUGAUGCUGUUUUUAGCCCUGAGGCAGACCAAGCUGAUGUUUUUGGAGACACUGCGCCAUUUGCAACUUCAGUUUUGGAUGGGUACAAUGUAUGCAUAUUUGCUUAUGGACAAACUGGAACUGGAAAAACCUUUACCAUGGAGGGCUCCGAAGAAGCUCGUGGAGUAAACUUUAGGACUCUUGAGGAGAUAUUUCGCAUAAUCAAGGAGCGCAAUAAGCUUUUUCGGUAUGAUAUCUUUGUGAGUGUUCUAGAAGUCUAUAAUGAGCAAAUACGAGAUUUGUUGGGCUCAGGCUCUCAGCCAGGAGUGGCCACAAAGAGGCUUGAAAUAAGGCAAGCGGGUGAAGGGCUGCAUCAUGUUCCAGGGUUGGUUGAAGCACAAGUAAACAACAUAAGUGAGGCCUGGGAAGUUCUACAAACUGGAAGUAACGCAAGGGCAAUUGGCUCAACCAAUGCCAAUGAGCACAGCAGCCGAUCCCAUUGCAUACACUGUGUGAUGGUGAAAGGAGAGAAUUUAUUGAAUGGAGAAUGUACAAAGAGCAAGUUAUGGUUGGUUGAUCUAGCAGGAAGUGAGCGAGUAGCGAAGACAGAAGUUCAAGGAGAUAGACUUAAGGAAACACAAAAUAUUAACAGAUCCUUGUCUGCACUUGGUGAUGUCAUAUCUGCCCUUGCAACUAAAAGUCCUCAUAUCCCAUUCAGGAAUUCCAAGCUCACUCACCUGCUUCAAGAUUCCCUAGGAGGAGAUUCAAAGACCCUCAUGUUUGUCCAGAUAAGUCCCAGUGAGAAUGACCUGGGUGAGACCGUAUGCUCUCUGAAUUUUGCAAGCAGAGUUAGAGGGAUAGAGUUGGGUCCUGCAAGACGGCAAUUGGACAAUACUGAACUUCAGAGAUACAAACAGAUGGCUGAAAAAUCAAAACAAGACAUGAAGAGCAAAGAUAUACAGAUCAAGAAGAUGGAGGAAACAAUCAAUGGCUUGGUCUUGAGGAUAAAAGAAAAAGACCUUAGAAAUAAGAAUCUGCAAGAGAAGUUGAAGGAGCUGGAGUCGCAACUUCUCAUUGAAAGAAAGCUAGCACGUCAGCAUGUUGACACAAAGAUAGCUGAGCAACAGCAACAACAACAAAUGAAACAACAGCAGGAUGAGCAGAGUAGUGCCCCACCAAGGCCACCACUUGCAAAUCGACUAUUAGGAAGUAACAAGAAUUUCAGUGAAGCCGCAAGUACUGCAACAACCAAAGAGCAAGUAAAUUCCUGGCAACCACUUGUGGAAAAUAACAGUUAUAGGCCUACACUUUGCAUUCUUCCAACAGAUGGCAUGGUCAAGUAUAUUGAUCCCACAGAAAAAGAAAACAACCCUGGCAUGGCUGAACAUCCACGAUUGCCGAAGAGGACCGGCAGAGCUUCAAUUUGCACAACAGCACAACGGAUACCAGUAGCUCCAGCACCAAGGCGCACAUCGAUGAUUCCACUCCCAAGUGUACCAGGUUUAGCACAUCUACCUUCACCAUUAGCACCAUUGUCGUUAUGCGAGAUUGACAUAAAGGAAGAAGACACAGGAGGGUCUGAAAUUAAUUGCUUGCCAGAGCAAACACAUUGCAACAGUCCCAAAGAAAUAAAACAUGGGACUAGAAAGCUAAGCACCAUACUAAGACAAAGCCUUCAAAAGAAAAUGCAGCUGAAUUCUCCAAUGCAGCAACACCUGAGAAAACGAGGUAUAAAUGUUGGGAUGGAGAAAGUCAGGGUCUCUAUUGGAAGUCGAGGGAGGAUGGCACACAGAGUUUUGCUAGGCAAUGGUAGAAGAACAGGAAUAAAGGAUACCCAGCAGAACAGGAGUCAUAGAGAAAAAGAGAGAGGAUGGAAUAUUGGAACAGCGGGAAGAACUGCAAUCUAAGUGUCAAAUAAAGGAUACCCAGCAGAACAGGAGUCAUAGAGAAAAAGAGAGAGGAUGGAAUAUUGGAACAGCGGGAAGAACUGCAAUCUAAAUUCCUUCUUUCCAUAGUAGAAGGAUGAGACAGGACAUGAGAGAAAAUUUGACAAAAAAAAUGUCGAUUCUUUGUGAUGGCAAUUAACUUUCUGUGUACAGUUUGUGCGUCUAUGCAACAACUUAAUAUGUUCAAGUAUCUAAUUGGCUAAUGUAGGAAAGCUGCCUGCUUGCCAACCUCUGCAGAAUCAGCCGCUUGCCAUUUACAUGGUUGUGUAGCAAAGGCAUCAUGCAAUGUUGUCCAGGUCAUAUGUAGAUAUAAAUAUUUAUAUAUUAAUAUGAGUUUUAUGUUAAAGGUA